CCGCUUCCACUCAGCUCCGAGCUCGGCCCCUCCCUCCCCUCCCGCCCGCCCCGCCGCAGCCACCGCCGCCGAGCUCGGCCCAGUCGCGCUGCGAGAGGCCGCCCCGAGCCGAGCGCCGCCGCCCGCCACCCCGCACGGCACUGUGACUGAUGAGAAUUAAAGGCCAUGGAUGAAGAUGGACUUGAACUGCAGCCACAUGAGCCAAACGCGUUUUUUGACCCAACAGGGUCUGAUGCAGCACAUAUGGAUGGAGAUCAGAUUGUUGUGGAAGUGCAAGAAACAGUAUUUGUUUCAGAUGUGGUGGACUCAGACAUAACUGUGCAUAACUUUGUUCCUGACGAUCCAGAUUCUGUAGUCAUCCAAGAUGUCAUUGAGGAUGUUGUUAUUGAGGAUGUUCAAUGCUCAGAUAUCAUGGAAGAGGCAGAUGUGUCUGAAACUGUCAUUAUUCCUGAACAAGUGCUGGGCACAGAGGUAGCAGAUGAAGUUUCUUUAGCACACUGCACUGUUCCAGAUGAUGUUUUAGCUUCUGACAUAGCAGCAGCAGCAUUGUCUAUACCAGAACAUGUACUGGCAAGUGAAUCUAUGCAUGUACCUGAAGUUGGGCAUGUGGAACAUGUGGUUCACGAUAAUGUUGUAGAAGCAGAAAUUGUCACCGAUAGUCUGGGAGAAGAUGUAGUUUCUGAAGAAGUGUUGGUAGCAGACUGUGCCUCAGAAGCAGUGAUUGAUGCCAAUGGAAUCCCUGUGCAGCACCAAGAUGAUAAGGGCAACUGUGAAGAUUACCUUAUGAUUUCCUGCUGUCUUCAUCAACAACCUGGGAGUACAGAGCUAUUUUCUCUUGAGGAGAUUCUUAAAGUGGAUGAUACUGGGAAGAUAGAACAUGAAGGUUCUGCUGAAAUUACCAUGGAAGCAGAGUCAGAAAGUGAUCCAUGUAAAGUGGACAGCAUUUGUCCAGAAGUCAUCAAAGUAUAUAUCUUCAAAGCUGAUCCUGGAGAAGAUGAUUUAGGAGGCACAGUAGACAUUGUGGAGAGUGAAUCUGAGAAUGAUCAUGGAGUGGGACUACUUGAUCAAAACAGUGUUCGUAUUCCAAGAGAAAAAAUGGUUUACAUGACUGUAAAUGAUUCUCAGCAUGAAGAUGAAGAUUUAAAUGUUGCAGAAAUUGCUGAUGAGGUUUACAUGGAAGUGAUAGUAGGGGAGGAAGAUGCAGCAGUGGCCCAUGAACAGCAAAUUGAUGACACUGAAAUUAAAACUUUUAUGCCCAUAGCUUGGGCAGCAGCUUAUGGUAAUAAUACUGAUGGGAUUGAAAGCCGGAAUGGCACCGCAAGUGCUCUCUUGCACAUAGAUGAGUCUACUGGACUUGGGAGACUAGCUAAACAAAAACCAAAGAAAAGGAGGAGACCUGAAUCCAGGCAGUACCAAACAGCAAUAAUCAUUGGCCCUGAUGGUCAUCCUUUGACUGUCUAUCCUUGCAUGAUUUGUGGAAAGAAGUUUAAAUCCAGAGGUUUCUUGAAAAGGCACAUGAAAAAUCAUCCAGAGCACCUUCUUACGAAGAAGAAAUACAGAUGCACAGACUGUGAUUACACUACCAAUAAAAAAAUAAGUUUACAUAACCACCUGGAGAGUCACAAGCUGACUAACAAAACAGAAAAGCUUAUUGAAUGUGAUGAGUGUGGGAAAAGCUUCUCUCAUGCAGGAGCUUUAUUUACUCACAAGAUGGUGCAUAGGGACAAAGGAGCCAACAAAAUGCAUAAGUGCAAAUUCUGUGAUUAUGAGACAGCAGAACAAGGGUUACUGAGUCGUCAUCUUCUGGCUGUCCACAGCAAGAACUUUCCUCAUAUUUGUGUAGAGUGUGGCAAGGGAUUUCGUCAUCCAUCAGAGCUCAAGAAGCACAUGCGAAUCCAUACUGGUGAAAAGCCAUAUGAGUGCCAGUAUUGUGAUUAUAGGUCUGCUGACUCUUCUAAUUUGAAAACUCAUGUAAAGACUAAACAUAGUAAGGAAAUGCCAUUCAAGUGUGAUAUUUGUUUUCAGACUUUUUCAGAUACCAAAGAACUGCAGCAGCAUAUACUUAUACAUCAAGAAAGCAAAACACAUCAGUGUUUGCAUUGUGACCACAAGAGCUCAAACUCAAGUGAUUUGAAACGGCAUAUAAUUUCAGUACACACAAAGGAUUACCCUCACAAGUGUGAUAUGUGUGAUAAAGGCUUUCAUAGGCCCUCAGAACUGAAAAAACACGUGGCAGCCCACAAGGGUAAAAAAUUGCACCAGUGCAGACAUUGUGACUUUAAGAUUGCGGAUCCGUUUAUUCUAAGUCGCCACAUUCUCUCAGUUCACACAAAGGAUCUUCCAUUCAGGUGUAAGAGAUGUAGAAAGGGGUUUAGGCAACAAAAUGAGCUAAAAAAACACAUGAAAACACACAGUGGCAGGAAAGUUUAUCAAUGUGAGUACUGUGAGUAUAGCACUACAGAUGCCUCAGGCUUCAAACGGCAUGUUAUUUCUAUUCAUACAAAAGACUAUCCUCACCGUUGUGAAUACUGCAAGAAAGGUUUCCGAAGGCCAUCAGAGAAGAACCAGCACAUUAUGCGGCAUCAUAAAGAUAUUGGGCUGCCUUAAAGUCUCUUUUACAGACUUAUGGCUUGGAGUUGUAAAGGAUAUUGCAUUUCAGGCAGUCAGCUUAUUUUAAAGCCAAUCACCUGCGAUCACAAAAAAAUAAAAAAAUAAAAAAUACUGUGCAUUUGAUUUAUUGCUGUAUACAAAUAGGAUUAUUGCUUCUAGUUGACUUUUAUACAUUUUGUUCAAUAGCGUGUUCUAAAUUCUAUUCAGUUUGUUUAAUAAAUGAGGAAAAGAUGGCAACAAUAAAGUUGCAUUUAAUAAAGUAAA
Dermochelys coriacea (leatherback sea turtle) is the source of this 2874-nucleotide messenger RNA. RefSeq names its product zinc finger protein X-linked (gene ZFX). Gene Ontology annotation, molecular function: DNA-binding transcription factor activity, RNA polymerase II-specific; RNA polymerase II cis-regulatory region sequence-specific DNA binding; metal ion binding. NCBI's taxonomy places the organism in Eukaryota, Metazoa, Chordata, Testudines, Dermochelyidae. Gene Ontology annotation, cellular component: nucleus. The record is from RefSeq and is a predicted model, not a curated record. Gene Ontology annotation, biological process: regulation of DNA-templated transcription. Bases 166 to 2607 code for a protein of 813 amino acids. The transcript is spliced from 9 exons.